CAUCAUCUCGAGCCCAAAUUCCUUCUACGGAGUAGGCAAUUGAUUGCCCUUCCUCACGAGAUAUAUACUCACCUUCUGUCUACGUGGUUUUUUAUCCGUGCUGGUUUCUGAUUGGCCCCUCAGUUCUGGACAAAGGUUAAGCUCUUGGGGACCUUCUAUCAGAGGUUAGCUUUCACCUUGUCUUGUGGGGUACCGACACGAACUCCUGGUUGCGGAGAUACUGUCGUGCUUGAAGCUCCAGGGUUGCAAUUACACUCCCCCUCCCCCAUCUCUCUUCCGCUCCUCGUUCGAUCCCUCUUCUUCAAUUAAACUUCAUAAGUCCUCGGCUUCACGUCAAGAUGACAGUACGCGCAAACAAAUUCACGCCCGAGGUCCUUCUUUCUGCCCCGCGCAGGUCCGCCGCAACUCCUAAUCCAGCUGGGACCCUCGCAUUGUUCACUGUCUCAACCUACUCCUUCCAAUCGCAUUCGAAGACGUCAGAGAUUCGGGUUCUAGAUAUAAAGACUGGGCAAUCGCAGCUGUUGAGCAGUGAUCUUAAUGCGACUGAACCGACAUGGUUGUUGGAAAAGAACCUAGUGCUGUGGUUGACAGGAGGGGAGAAGGGGAAGACGAACCUGGUGCUCGCAGAUGCUGAAAACCUUGCUCAGAGGCCCGAGACAAUCGCAACGUUCGAUGGGCAAGUCUCCAAUCUGAAAGUCAUUCGACUCGACUCCGACACUAUAGCCCUCGCUGUCACAGGACUGGCCUCUCCAUCGGGGGAAUUAUACAACUCAGAGAAUACCAAGAAACCACAAUCAACAGGGAAGGUGUAUUCGAGUCUGUUCGUGAGACAUUGGGAUGCAUACGUGUCAGAAUGUACGAACAGCAUCUGGUACACUACGCUCAGAAAGUCGCAAGGGAUACAGGGCAUGAAAGUGGAACCUUUGAUAAAUGCGCUGAAAGGUCACUCAGUCGCACUGGAAUCCCCGGUGCCCACUUUCGGAGGGCGAGGAGAUUUCGACAUCAGCAAAAAUGGUCUUGUCUUCGUUGCCAAAGACCCGAAGCUUAAUCCCGCCAACUAUACCAAGACUGACCUCUACUAUAUCCCAUUGAAAACCUUCAGGGAGUCCCAAGCUCCUUCGCCUCAGAUUGUCAAGACCGGGAAUCUGAAGGGAUACAGCAAUAGUCCAGUGUUUUCGCCAGAUGCCAAGUCCGUCGUGUUCACAAGGAUGCGGAGUAUUCAGUACGAGAGUGACAAGCCCAGGCUACUUAUCGUACCUGAUAUCACAGAUCUUACCAAUGUCCAGGAAUUCUUUGAAACAGAGGAUGGUGAAGGAGGCUGGGAUUUGAGACCAGAAAGUAUCACAUUCAGCCAAGACGGCUCGGAGCUUUAUGUAACAGCGGAGGAGAACGGCCGGGGAAAGCUAUUUAAGCUGCCGGCCUCACCACGCUAUGCGACCAAUCUACCCCAGGCCCUUGUUAACAAUGGGACUGUCACCGACGCAAAAGUCCUUCCAGACGGAAAAUUGUUCAUUAGCAGUAACUCGCUGGUGGAUAAUAGUGUCUAUUCUGUUCUGGACCCCAAAGAGCCAUCAAGUUCUUCCAUAAUCUCGUCCAAUUCCAAAUCAGGCAAGACGUUCGGGCUUUCUCAGGAUCAAGUUGAUGAGUUCUGGUACACUGGUGCCGGCGAUUAUAAAGUUCAUGCUUGGGUAGUGAAGCCAUCGAAUUUUGAUAAAUCAAAGAAGUAUCCUCUGGCAUAUCUCAUCCAUGGUGGGCCACAAGGCGCAUGGAAUGAAGCCUGGUCCACCAGAUGGAAUCCAGCUGUAUUUGCCGAGCAGGGUUACGUAGUCGUAACUCCCAACCCAACUGGAAGCACAGGGUACGGUAUGGCUCUCCAAAAUGGAAUCAAAAAUCAAUGGGGUGGGAGACCCUAUUUGGACCUUGUUAAAGGAUUCGAAUAUAUCGAAUCCAAUCUUCCCUUUGUAGAUACCUCUCGAGCCGUCGCACUCGGAGCAUCUUAUGGUGGAUACAUGGUGAACUGGAUCCAAGGGCACCCCCUAGGGCGUAAAUUCAAAGCGCUCGUCACACACGAUGGAGUCUUCAGCACCUUGAACCAAUAUGCCUCGGACGAGCUAUUCUUCCCUCAUCACGACUUUGGCGGAACGAUAUGGGAAAACCGAGAAGGAUACGAGAAAUGGGAUCCGGCUAAAUAUGUGCAAAACUGGGCGACACCACAUCUGAUUAUCCAUAAUGAGUUGGACUAUCGGCUCCCAAUCUCGGAGGGUCUGGCCCCCUUCAACGUCUUGCAGAUGAAGGGGAUCGAUAGCCGGUUUUUGACAUUCCCAGAUGAGAAUCACUGGGUAUUGAAACCAGAAAACUCUCUGGUAUGGCAUAAUGAGGUGUUGGGCUGGAUCAACAAGUACAGCGGGAUUGCGAAGGAGCAGGAGGAGCUGCGGACUGGCGCGACGGAAAUGAAGCUAUGAAUUAGGAUUUGGUAGUGAACAAGAUCUUUCUCGCGAAGUGCAUUUGUACAAAAUCAACCCAAGAUCCGAUCUUCUCUAUCUAUCUAGGUAGGUAAGGUAGGUAGGUAGGUUUCAUCUUAUCGAAACCUGAUUUCACAAUUGCAUCUUCCGAGCAUAUGUCCAGG
Amorphotheca resinae ATCC 22711 is the source of this 2626-nucleotide messenger RNA. RefSeq lists its product as hypothetical. The transcript is spliced from 4 exons. Gene Ontology annotation, biological process: proteolysis. Gene Ontology annotation, molecular function: serine-type endopeptidase activity. The record is from RefSeq and is a predicted model, not a curated record. Lineage: Eukaryota; Fungi; Ascomycota; Leotiomycetes; Helotiales; Amorphothecaceae. The coding region runs from base 339 to 2462 and encodes 707 amino acids.